UAUACAGCUUUUGCAUAUCGCAAUUUUUGAACGUGAUACUUAACGUGAGAACAGCGGAUGAUCUUAGCGAAGGAUUGUACAUGUUCAUUGCGUCUAUCCUUGCUUGUUGCAAGAUAGCCACGCUUCUGAUUAAUCAUAAGGGUAUUAAAAUAUUGGUCAGAAAACUCGUGAAAGAACCUUGUAAACCUGAAGAUGACCAUGAAUCGACGAUUCAGAACAAAUUCGACGAAAGCAUCGGGUCCAUGACAAUUUAUUACACAAUCUUAGUGGAAAUCACGGUCGUAUGCAUGAUCUUAUCCUCGGUGUUCACUGAUUUCAAAGACAGAAAAUUAUUAUACUCAGCAUGGAUACCAUUUGAUUAUUCAACCUCGAAUCUCUAUUACAUAGUAUACCUUCAUCAAGUUGUCGCUCUAAUUGGAACAUCGCUUCUCAAUGUAGCCUGCGAUGUAAUCGUUUGUGGAUUACUGGUCCAUGCAUGUAGUCAACAAGAGAUUUUGAAAUACAGAUUAAAAGGAAUGAUUGAGAAAUCGAAUGCGAAUAUGGGAAAAAUCGUGCGUUUUCAUGACUACUUAUAUGGAUAUGCAGCUAUGGUGCAAGAGAAAUUUAAAAUAAUCAUCGGUGUCCAAUUGGUAUCCAGUACUCUAGUAGUGUGUUUUAUCAUGUAUAAAUUAACAAACACACCAAUGAGCUCGAAAUACCUGCAAUUCGUUCUCUACAUGGCUUGCAUGAUGUCACAGAUAUUUUUUUACUGUUGGUAUGGAAACGAACUCAAAUUAAAGAGUGUCGAGAUGGUGGAUGCAAUUUCUGAAAUGGAUUGGAUAUUACUUGACAAGAAUAAUAAGAAAAAUUUGAUAAAUAUAAUAAGGAGAGCACUGAAUCCAAUUGAACUAUCCAGCGCAUACAUGUACACGAUGGAUUUGGACACCUUCGUGAGCAUACUGAAAAUGUCUUAUUCGGCGUACAAUUUACUUCAAAGGACGAAAGAAUCGUUUGUAUUCACGCUAAUUAAUACAUCCAUGAUCCUUCAAAUCAUGGACCUGGUGUUAAUCGUGGAAAAUCAAGACGAAUUAAGUGAAAAUAUCUUCCUGAUGCUAACGAUGUUGGUAGCUUGUCAUAAAAUGUACAGCAUGCUAAUGAGCCGUAAGAACAUCGCUGUAUUCAACGAUAUUUUGGAAAAUGAACCUUUUCAACCGGAAAAUGUGGAAGAAAUAGAGAUUCGAGGGAGAUUCAACAGGAGGGCUGAAAUACAAGCAUAUAUUUACACGGUUGUAAACGAAAUGGCAGUGAUAUUCCAUUCGUAUAGCGGUUUGUUAAAGUCAGAAAAAUUGCCAUACAGAAUGUGGUUACCUUACAAACACCUCUCGUUAACGAUGCUCAUUUUUACUUACAUUCUGCAAGCUCUAUCUUUGAUGAUCGGAUCUUUGGUACACAUCGCCUGUGAUAAUUUGAUCUGGGGCAUGCUGAUUCACACUUGCAGUCAAAUUGAGAUUCUUGGAUACCGUCUGAAGGCGAUCAAACCGAGCGAGAUUGUUUCAUUGAAAAUUGAAUCGAGUGCGAUGCAAUUGUUGCAAAGGAUAUUUCAGCUACUAGCAGUGUGCGGUUGUUGGCAACCACCCUCUUCGACACCGCCCUACAAAAAAUUCCUCUACACCGUCUAUACUGUGAUUCUAUUUAUAUUGUUAAACGCUAUAACACUUUUACAAUGCCUGGACUUGAUACUGGUCGUGGAAAGCCAAGAGGAAUUCAGCGAUAACAUUUAUCUAACGUUGACGAUGUUGGUUUCGUGUCAUAAAAUGUACAGCAUGUUACCGAGCCAAAAGAACAUCACUGUUUUAAUUAAUAUCCUGGAGAAGAAGCCUUUUCAACCGGAAAAUGAGAAAGAGAUGGAGAUUCGUAAGAGAUUCGAUAAGAGAGCCCAAGCAACAGUACAUAUUGCCUGUGACGCUUUAAUAUGGGGUCUGUUCAUUCACACUUGUUCCCAGCUUGAGAUACUUGGAGCUCGUCUGAAAGCUAUCAAGCAAGGAAAUAAUCAGUCCGCAAAAGCGUCUGCUCGUUACCAUGAUCGAGUCUAUCGAUUCACCAGAAUGAUAAAUGAUGAAUUUAAGAUGAUUAUUUUUGUUCAGUUCACCGUAAGCACAUUGGUGGUGUGCUUCACCCUUUACAUACUUGUAAUAACGAAUGAUAUGAAUACAAAAUUUGUGAAUUUAAUAAUGUACGCGUGUGCUAUGCUAGUGCAAAUAUUCUUCUUUUGUUGGUACGGAAAUGAAGUAAAAUUAAAGAGCAUUGGAAUUUCUGAUGUGAUAUUCGGAAUUGACUGGACACAAAUGAACAAUGACACUAAAAGAAUUCUCUUGAUGAUUAUGAGACGUGCCACAGACUCCAUUGAAUUCACUAGUUUUCAUAUUGUGACUCUGAAUUUGGAAUCAUUCGUAAACUUACUUAAAACUUCUUACUCGGCGUUUAAUGUGCUUCAAAGUGGCCAAGGAUAAUACCUAGGACCGACACGAAUCACUUUAUCGUAGAAGCAUGGACAUUCCCCGAAUCGAAGAAAACUACUCGUUAAAAACACAUAUGUAUGCAGUGCAUUGAACGUAGAACGAAACCAUGUAAGAGCGGGUAGUAAUAAAUUGUUCAGAACAGCAGUUACAUACUUACAGAAAGUAACCUGUCUUAUAUGCACCACUUCUUCCAUCUUUACUUUACCCAUCGACACUUUGAAAUUAUUUGAGACAUGCUUCAAACUAUUUACCAUUGUUUCCUGAUGAAGGAGUUAACUGCAAUAUUCUAAUCCUUGCAAACUAUCAAGAAUCUGCAAUUAAAAAAUACAUA
Messenger RNA from Osmia bicornis bicornis, 2829 nucleotides. RefSeq lists its product as uncharacterized. The record is from RefSeq and is a predicted model, not a curated record. Bases 81 to 2489 code for a protein of 802 amino acids. Lineage: Eukaryota; Metazoa; Arthropoda; Insecta; Hymenoptera; Megachilidae. Gene Ontology annotation, cellular component: plasma membrane. Gene Ontology annotation, molecular function: odorant binding; olfactory receptor activity. Gene Ontology annotation, biological process: sensory perception of smell; detection of chemical stimulus involved in sensory perception of smell. The transcript has 12 exons.